GGAGCCACGCGUUUGCCAUAGAUCGAUGCUUCCCUCUGCCUGAUGUGCCCUCUGCCAUGUGCCGGGGGCUCCAGGCCUCUCUGAAACAAGGGGUGGCCCCGUUCUGAGAGGAUCCAUCUAUGUGGGAGUGAGCGAUACAGACGGAGCUUGAGAAGAGCUGGGGAAGUGAUGGAGGAAUUCACCACCCGGACCUAUGGGACCAGAGGGGUGGAUAACAGGCCUCUCUUUGGAGAGACUUCGCCACGGGAUAGAAUAAUCAAUUUAGCUGUUGGCAGCAUAACAUCCUUGCUGCUUAUAGUCACUCUGAUCAGUGCUUUUGUCUUUCCACAACUACCUCCAAAACCACUGCACAUAUUUUUUGCUUUCUGCAUCUCCUUGUGUAGCGUUUCAGCUGGCAUUCUUAUCUACUGGUAUCGACAAGGAGACCUGGAGCCUAAAUUCAGGAAUCUAAUUUACUAUAUCUUGUUUUCUAUUAUCAUGCUAUGUAUAUGUGCCAACCUCUACUUCCAUGAAGUGGGUAAAUGACUAUUACAGGGCACAGCACAGACUGCGUCGAGAUUGCCUGGAUGGAAGUACUCUUGAGGUGGAUGACUGGCAC
This is a messenger RNA of Euleptes europaea (tarantolino), 598 nucleotides long. RefSeq names its product transmembrane protein 243 (gene TMEM243). Lineage: Eukaryota; Metazoa; Chordata; Lepidosauria; Squamata; Sphaerodactylidae. The transcript has 4 exons. The record is from RefSeq and is a predicted model, not a curated record. Bases 169 to 525 code for a protein of 118 amino acids.